This is a messenger RNA of Parnassius mnemosyne (clouded apollo), 411 nucleotides long. The record is from the annotation of a GenBank genome assembly. Lineage: Eukaryota; Metazoa; Arthropoda; Insecta; Lepidoptera; Papilionidae.
UUGAGCUCCGAUGCGCAGGAUCCCCUCCCUCUAACUCCGUCUCACUUUCUGAUAGGUGAACCGUUAACAGCUAUCCCCGACGUUUUAUUUGUGGAUGAAAAUCCGGGUAGAUUAUUCAGGUGGCGUUUGAUACAACAAUCGGUUCAACAUUUCUGGAAAAAGUGGAGCUUAGAGUAUUUGCAUGAAAUUCAACAACGUGGCAAAUGGUUCACCAAUCGUGGAAAUCCGGUCCGUGAAGGCAUGAUUGUGGUAGUAUGCGAUGAUAACCUUCCACCUUUACAAUGGCGACUUGCGCGUGUACACCAUCUGCAUCCAGGUUCUGAUGGGAUUACGCGUGUUGUAACUCUCCAAAUUGGGAAAACAUAUUUGAAGCGACCAGUUAAUAAAAUUUGUCCACUUCCUAUAGAAUAA